UCAAUUCAUAACCCAGUCGUUCGAAGGGGAACGGGCGUGAGCUCGCGUUUUCUUCAAUGGCGCGUGGUUUUUGCAAUCUUCAGUUCCUUCGAUUCGACUCGAUCACCGUCCACCUGCUUGACCAACACAGGUCAACCGUAGCAAAUAUUCUCAAUUAUUUUAUAAAACAAGAAAGACCUCUCUUUCCUUAAGUCACUGUACUAAUCAAACUUUUACUAGGAGCCAUAUCUUUUUAUCUUUUGUUCCACGAGAAUCGACCCAAAAAUUAGAAAUGGUGGAGAAUUUGAUUCUCUACCAUUGUUCUUAUCUGAUUCUCAGUCUUUUGUUGAUUUUUUCCUCUUCCACUAGUCGCUGUUAUACUUUCUCUGUAUCCAGUUUUAGAUACCCUGAAACCCGGCUCAAACCAUUUGAUUCGCGUUAUAUCAGAUUUGAUUUGCCACCAUGGUUCUCGUCAUUGUCUAUACAGUUGGAAUCAAACGUAGACCUUGAUAUCAAAAGGAUAGCAAAAGUCCCCUUAAGUGCUCUGCCAUUGAUCUGCUUGAGAGAUGGUAGUCUCCCCCUGCCAGAUGUCUCAGAGACUACUCUAAAUGGUUUAGUGUUAGGUGCUCUCUCUAAUGGAUCUUCCAAGGGAUUACAAAAUCUUGAGAAUGUGGAACAGUGUUUUCCAAUGCAGAAAAAUAUAUCAGUGAAGUUGACAAAUGAGCAGAUACCUUCAGGAGUUUGGUAUCUUGGUCUUUUCAAUGGUGUUGGAGAUACAAGGACGCAAUCAAAGAUGAUUGUUCGGGGUCUGUCACACUCUUUCAUUGUCAACAUUAGUGUAGAAGGAUGUACAACCUCAACAAUAUGGGGCCAGUUCUGCAACCAGACAGUCAACUCUCUAUUUUGUGUUCAGUCUAACAGUUAUAAUCUUACUGGAAACAUUUCUGAUAGUGAGGUGAACAAUAGGACAACUGUAAAUGUGGUUUCUUGCAGAAACUCUUUUAACACUCUUUGCCAUGGAAUUGGUGAAACUAAUGUCUACUCCUUGGAUGUCGUUGGAAUCACAGAACAAUUAACCAUUAUGGCUAUGAAUGUCAGGUUCAAUAUGACACCUUCAAAUAACACAGUAAAUGUUACUGGAACUAGCAUGAUGUGUUUUGCUCGUCAUGGUGCACUGCCUUCGGCAACUUUAUAUGAUUUUUCAGCUGAUAUACAUCAAGACCCAUUGACUAUUCCGUCACCUAAGGUUGGUCGCUGGUAUAUUACUGUUAUACCUGUUAAUCUUUCAAAAGAAAUUGGAGAUAUUCAUGAUAUUUAUGCACAAGUUUGCUAUUCUUUGGAAUGGCAAGUACUUGAAUGUCCCAUGGGGAAGGCCGGACCGAAUUGUACAUGGGAAAGAUAUAAUCUUCAGACAGGAAUCAGGAGGUCAUACCUGUUUGAAUCCAGUUAUAGACCUGUCAGUGGAAAAGUCCCCACAGAUUCUGCUGAUUUUCCUCUUGAACCUCUUUUAAGCAACUCUUCUUAUGGAGAAUCAGAUGAUAUUUGGACUUAUUUUCUCAUGGAUGUUCCUGUGGGGGCAGCUGGAGGAAAUGUCCACAUCCAACUGGAAUCAGAUACAGAGAUAACAUAUGAAAUAUAUGCUAAAUUUGGAGGAUUACCAUCUCUUCAGAGCUGGGACUAUUACUAUGCAAACAGAACAAAGAGCAGUACUGGUUCUACGUUCUUCAAGUUGUAUAAUUCAAGUGAAGUAAAGGUUGAUUUUUAUAUCUUAUAUGCUAGAGAAGGAACUUGGGGUUUUGGAAUAAGAAAUGUCAAUAAGUCUAUUAGUGAGACUAUCAUGUCUAUUUCCCUUGAAAGAUGCCCUAGAAGAUGCUCAGAUCAUGGGCACUGCAGAUAUGCUUUUGAUGCAAGUGGAUUGACAUCAUACAGCUACUGCUCGUGUGAUCGUGACCAUGGAGGCUUUGACUGCAGUGUUGAAAUUGUGUCUCGUCAACGGCACAUAUGGCAAUCGAUUUCUCUCAUUGCAUCAAAUGCUGCUGCUCUACUUCCUGCCUAUCUUGCUCUUCGACGGAAGGCAUUUGCAGAAUGGGUACUCUUCACAUCUAGUGGUAUUUCAAGUGGAUUAUAUCAUGCAUGUGAUGUUGGCACCUGGUGUGCAUUAUCCUAUAAUGUCUUACAGUUUAUGGACUUCUGGCUCUCUUUCAUGGCUGUGGUGAGCACUUUUGUGUAUCUAACCACUUUUGAUGAAGCUUUUAAAAGGACAAUUCACACAGCAGUAGCUAUCCUUACGGCACUUGUGGCUAUUACAAAGGCAACGAGGUCUUCCAAUAUUAUUCUUGUGCUAUCGAUUGGGACACUUGUUCUUCUUCUUGGAUGGGUGGUGGAGCUCUCUACUAAGUUUAGGUCGUUUUCCUUUUCAAUUGAAUUUUUUAGGAGCUUGCUGGGCAGUAGGCAGCAAACUGUUACACAAAGGCUUCGUGAUUUGAUCAAGACAUUAUUGCGACAGUUCCAAUGGGCAUUUGUACUAGCAGGUUUUGCAGCACUAGCAAUGGCAGCAAUAAGUUGGAAUUUAGAAAGCAGUGAAAAUUACUGGAUUUGGCAUAGCGUUUGGCAUGUCACCAUAUACACAUCUUCCUUCUUCUUCCUUUGUUCAAAAGUCGAUAACGUAAACAGUGAGAAUCAAACGCCAGUAGAGGGAAGCUAUGAGUUAACCCGCCAGGAUUCAAUCCCAAGAGAUGAUGGGACGGAAUGAAGAGGCAGAAAGUUUCGCAGAUUUAGCUCCUAGAAAAACCAAAAAAAAGUGAUUUCUUUAGGCAUGCAGGGAAAAAAAUCAUUUAGCUGCAUAGACCAGUAAAAUUGUUUGAUCUGAAGAAGAGACAGUUUAAAACACCUCAACAGAAGCAAUUUGUUGUGGGUUCUUGAUAAUGUAAGUUUUCUUAAUUUUUUAGGGGGUUGGUGAUCAUUUACAUUCAUAUUUAUACACAUAUAGCUAGGAGAAAGAAGGAAGGCGCUGGCAAGACAUAGAAAAGUUGUUCUUAAGCUUUAGGUGCAGAGGAGAACGUUAAGUGCAAAGAUAAGGUCUUUCAAUUGUAUCUUGUAAAGGGUUUUUGUUGUAAUUAUAACAUCCUUCAUGCAUCAUAAUGGGAAAAACUUGAGAUUUGAUA
This is a messenger RNA of Mangifera indica (mango), 3143 nucleotides long. RefSeq lists its product as uncharacterized. The record is from RefSeq and is a predicted model, not a curated record. NCBI's taxonomy places the organism in Eukaryota, Viridiplantae, Streptophyta, Magnoliopsida, Sapindales, Anacardiaceae. The transcript is spliced from 14 exons. Gene Ontology annotation, cellular component: plasma membrane. Bases 272 to 2731 code for a protein of 819 amino acids.